AAACAAAAAUGGCGAACACAAAUCCUGAAUCCACCAACAAAUCCACAACACCAUCAACGGAUAUGGAGCUAAAGAAAGUCUUCGACCAAUUCGAUUCCAACGGCGACGGGAAAAUCUCUGUUUCAGAGCUCGGAAACGUUUUCAAAUCCAUGGGAACGUCGUACACAGAGGAGGAGCUAAACCGUGUAUUAGACGAAAUCGACAUCGAUCGCGACGGUUUCAUCAAUCAGGAAGAGUUCGCUACCAUUUGCCGAUCAUCUUCCUCUGCCGCGGAGAUACGUGAAGCGUUCGAUCUCUACGAUCAGAAUAAAAACGGUUUGAUCUCGUCCUCUGAGAUCCAUAAGGUUCUGAAUCGUCUUGGUAUGUCUUGCUCUGUUGAAGAUUGUGUGAGAAUGAUCGGUCAUGUUGAUGCUGACGGCGAUGGAAAUGUUAACUUCGAGGAGUUUCAGAAGAUGAUGUCGUCGCCUGAGCUCGUUAAGGGAUCCGUCGCGAACACUUAGGGCUUGACAACAAACAAUUGCUCUGCAAUUAUGCUUUACUUUAUAUGUAAGCAUUCGAUGUGCAAAUUUUAAACUUGUUUCUUUGUGUUUUUUUUUGGCAUUGUAUAUUAUAGUUCAUUAUCAAUUAUUUAUAAUGAAUUGGAUAAUUGGAU
Messenger RNA from Arabidopsis arenosa, 652 nucleotides. Lineage: Eukaryota; Viridiplantae; Streptophyta; Magnoliopsida; Brassicales; Brassicaceae. The record is from the annotation of a GenBank genome assembly.